GCAAUUGGUUUAACACCUGAUUUUGGCACCAGGUGUUCUGGGCAGGGAGCUCAAGAUGUGAUCGAAUGUUCCCUUUUGUGAGCACAGCCGGCAGUUCCGGGUCGGAUUUUAAGAGAACUCAUGCCUUUUAUCAUAACCACGUCUGAUGAUUACAAUAAACCAAUCGGUGACAAAAUCUGUAAAGACUUCAACGAGUUGUGAUUAAUUCAUUGGAGCCAAACAUAAUUACUUUUAGAGGUUAUUCGCCUCAGUGGUGGCACCCAUACUGAAGGGGGAGUAGGAGAGCACACGGGUUCACAGUGGUACCAUUCUUCUUCUUCUUUUUCACAGCCGCCUAGCUUUUCUUUGAUAUGAAAAAUUAAAGCCAGAUCGCAUCUGACUGUAUAGUUCACUAACGGUAGGGGAGGUGACAAAGUUACACCAGCUUGUGUGCACUGUGCCAUCUACAACGGUUUCUUUGGAAAGAUCACCCUCAGCAUUAAAAAGACUCAAAACAUUCAUUCGGAAUUGAACUUGAGGGCAGACUUGAUUUACUAGGAUUAAUCUCGAUUUAGACUUCAGAGAGACUUUUAAGGCUCAAAGAAGAAAAGUGAGGACAGGAAAGUACAGAGAUAAAGGUGCUGAUAUGUGUACAUGAUGAGCAGUUUGGGGGAGAACUCCAUGGAACCUCUGAUCGCAGAAAACCGGAAACGCAAACUCUCCACCUGCGACACACCAGGCCUCGGGAGUGACAGGAAGCGGCGGGAGCAGGAAAGCAAGUACAUCGAGGAGCUGGCUGAGCUGAUCUCUGCCAACCUCAGCGACAUCGACAGUUUCAAUGUCAAACCGGACAAAUGCGCCAUCCUCAAAGAGACGGUGCGGCAGAUCCGACAGAUCAAAGAACAGGGAAAGGCUUCCAUCAGCGACGAUGUUCAGAAAUCUGACGUUUCCUCAACGGGUCAGGGUGUCAUUGACAAAGACCACCUAGGGCCUCUUCUACUGCAGGCUUUGGAUGGCUUCCUGUUUGUGGUGAACCGAGAGGGCAGCAUCGUGUUUGUGUCGGACAAUGUGACACAAUACUUGCAGUACAAGCAGGACGAGCUCAUCAAUACCAGCGUCUACAACAUUCUACACGAAGAAGACAGGGAGGAGUUCCACAAGAACCUGCCCAAGACCAACAUAAAUGGAGUGUCGUGGGGGAACGAGGCAGCCCGACAGAAGAGUCACACCUUCAAUUGCCGAAUGCUUGUCAAAUUUGGCCACGCCCAUGGCGCUUUGGAGGAAGGACCAGGAGGACCAUCCUAUGAGACCAUGCAGUGUUUUGCCCUUACGCAGCCAAAAGCCAUGAUUGAGGAGGGUGAAGAUCUGCAGUCAUGUAUGAUCUGCGUGGCCCGUCGGGUUACCGCGAUGGAGAGAACAGAGAGUUUCAAUACAAGGCAUGAGCUUUCAGGUAAACUGAUCCAGAUUGACCAGAACUCUUUGCGAGCAUCAGUGCGUCCAGGCUGGGAGGAUUUAUUGAGGCGUUGCAUCCAGAUGUUCCUCCAGCAUAGUGACGGGCAACCCUGGUCCCACAAACGGCACUAUCACGAGGCCUUUUUGCAGGGCCACGCCGAGACACCGCUUUAUCGCUUCUCCCUGUCCGACGGCACGCCGGUCACUGCCCAGACAAAGAGCAAACUGUACCGUCACCCAAUGAGCAACGAGCCACAAGGCUUCAUCUCUACUCAUCUCCUUCAGAGAGAACCGAAUGGUUACCGCUCAGCUCAGGGUGGUAACAUGAUGCCCAACAACAUGAGACAGCAGGCCAUGGGAGGCCCCAACCCAAAUGCUCAAAUGAACAUGAACCCCAGUGGUGGGAUGGUGAUGGGGGGCAUGGGUGGCAUGAACAGGGGCUUUGGAAUGAACGAGCACGGGCACAUGGGCCACAUGGGUCAGAUGGGUCAGAUGGGCGGAUGCUCCGCAUAUGGAGGGAGUAGUGGGGGUGGAGCCAUGGGUAACCGCAUGAUGCAGAUGAGUCAGAUGGGACAUAUGAGUCCAAUGAAUAACCCAAGCCAAGGCAUGCAGCACCAUCCACAUCAGCCCCCCUUUCAGAGUAGUGGGGGCUUCGGGCUAAGUGGUUUGAACAGCCCUUCAGGAAGCCCUCGGAUCGGCGCUCCCCAAUCGGGGCUCUUAAUGUCACCCCGAAAUCGAGGAAGUCCAAAGAUGGGUGCCAAUCAGUUUUCUCCCGCAGGCAUGCACUCUCCCAUGGGUGGCAUUUGCAGUGGCGCAGGAGGCGUUGGGAACACGACAACCUACUCCAGCAGCUCCCUUAACGCCUUACAAGCUAUUAGUGACGGAGUUGGGAACUCAGUCCCCGCCACACUGAUGUCUCCUUCGUCCGUCCAUAAACCAGAUAGCUCUCCAAGUGUCCACUCCUCCUCUUCCUCCCAGCCAAACCAAAUGGGCAAACCAAGCCAGGAUGGAUCCAAAAGCCCAGCGGGAGGCUUGGGGUCGGGGCCCGGGCCCAUGCCUGUGCCUGGCGACCAUCUCCACCCCUUGCACCAUCAUCAGCAUUCGCAAGCUGAAGGCUCUGGAGACAGACCCGACAGCCAGGCAGCUGCAACACCUAAAGAGUUGGGAGACGGGGGCAGCGAGACUCCUGCGGCAAUGUCGGAGCCAACUCGAAGGCUACCAGAAAGUAAGGGCCACAGAAAAUUGCUGCAGUUGCUGACUUCACCAACUGAGGAGCUCGUAAUGGGUGGAAGUGGACCUCCAGUGCCUCCUGCUCCACAGCCAUUAAACAGUAGUACUCCGGCAGCCUCUGAAAGUAAAGACCCCGUUGGGGGGAUGACGAGCCCUUCGUCCACUGGGGUGUCCUCCUCUUCCUCUGUUAAUGCUAGUUCAAACCAGACAAGUGGGCUAGGGGGGUUGUCCACAUCAGCCAACUACACAGGCUCACUCCAAGAAAAGCACAAGAUUCUCCACAAGCUGCUCCAAAAUGGCAAUACACCUGAUGAAGUAGCAAAGAUCACAGCCGAGGCUACGGGGAAGGUGGCACUCGGCGGCCAAGAGGGCAGUGAAGUAGGUCCAGGAGUUUCGGGGUCCGGGAGCGGCCCCGGCUUAAUCACUGAGCCCAAGCAGGAGCAGCUCAGCCCCAAGAAGGAGAAGACCCAUGCCCUUCUCCACUAUCUCCUCAACAAGGAUGAUUCCAAAGAGCAAGUGGACGUCAAACCCAAACUGGAGGAGCUUGAUGGCAAGGGACCCUUGAUGACUUCUUGCGGUCCUUCACGCGGUGGCCCUGAACAUCAUGAAAGCAAGAUCAAGUCAGAACCACCGGAUGAUUUGCACAACCUUGAGUCUAUCCUGGGAGACCUGAGGGGGACCAGCUCUGAUUUUUACUCAGAUCAGGCAGGAGGCACUGUGCCAAACGACGGCAACAAAGCCCUGGGCUGCCUUGAUGACAGUCUUCAGGAGAGUCCAGGUUUGGGUCCAGGGCCUCGAGUGCCCUUCCAGCGGGCUUUGUCCAUGAACGGGAAGCCUUCUGGUGGCCUUGGAGGACCAGGAAGGCGCCCCAUGCCUGUCAAGCAGGAGAAUAUGAUGGGUAGCCCAGAUGGCUACCCAGGAAAUAUGGGACCAAUGAAUAGGGCCAUGGCAACCCAAAGGUCUCCCAUGGGGGCAUCUGGAGACUGGGGAAUAUCCCGCUCCAGUCCCAGUCCGGUGGGUUCAUCUGUUCACCCCACCAUGAUGCGUCCCAAUAUGGAGUACAACGGUAGCAAGGGAAUGAUGACAGGCCCCGUGGUGAGCCGCUCUAACAGCAACCCUGGAUCCAGGUCUAUGUUACAGCAGCAGCUCAUGGAUAUGGGUGGCUCCCCUGACAUGGUGAUGAGUGUGAGCUCCUUCAGCCAGCAUGGCCACGCCAACCCCGCAUGGCCGGACACACUCAUGGGGAUGGAAGGCAACAGACGCCAGUUUGCAAACACCUUAGAUGAACUUCUGCCGCCACCCACUAACAGUGAGGGUCAGAGUGACGAGCGGGCGCUCCUCGACCAGCUGGAUUCCCUUUUGAACAACACAGAUGGCACCGCUCUUGAGGAGAUAGACAGGGCUCUCGGCAUCCCAGACCUUGUCAGUCAGACCCAGGGAGCAGAACAAUCGCUGGAGCCUUUCACGGGACAAGAACCUUCCAUGGUUCUGGACCAGAAACCGCUCUAUGGACAAGGCUAUCCCGGACCCCCAACCAUCGCCAUGCAGACCGGCUAUGGAGGCAACCCUAUGCAGGGGCAACCUCAGCAAGGUGGAUUUGGACCCAUGCUGUCGCAAAUGGGCCAAAGUAAUAGUUUCCCUGUCCCUGGCAUGGGCGGGAUGGGGAGCAUGGGGCACCCUCGUGCCAACAUGAUGAGGCCCAGGAUGAUGAGUGCGAACAAACCCAUGAGGCUCCAGUUGCAACAAAGGCUGCAGGGACAGCAGUUCAUGAAUCAGACACGGCAGGCCAUGGGCAUGAAGUUGGAGAAUCCUGGAGGCAACCCUGGCAUGAGGCCUGCUAUGCAGACAGGAAUGACUGGACAGGGGUUCCUGAAUGCUCAGAUGAUGGCUCAGCGCAGCAGGGAGAUGGUGACCAUGCAGAUGAGAAGGCAGCGCAUGAUGAUGCUGAUGCAACAGCAGCAGCAGGCAGCUGCCGGUGGAUUCAGCCCCCCGCCUAACGUCACCGCGCCUGGCGGCAUGGACAAUAGUGUGGCAGGACCAAACAUGGGUCAGCCUGGUCCUCAGCAGUUUGGUUAUGGAGGCAAUUACGGUAUGAGCCAGCAGGGAGACCCCUCAUUUGGCCCAUCCGUUGCUAACAGUCCCCCGAACGCCAUGAUGACGGGCCGCCUGGGGCCUCAAAGCGCCAUGAUGCAGCAACACCAACAGGGCGGUCCCAUGUACCAGGGCACCGAAAUGAAGGGCUGGUCACAGGGAGGCGUGGGACGCAGCAGUUCGUACCCUCCGCAGCCGUUUGGCCAACAAGUGCCUCCAGGACAGCAGCAGUUCGGGCAGCAAGGAAAUCCUGGCGGCUAUGGAGCCAUGAUGAUGAACGGUGGCAUGGCGACCAGUGGAGGAGCAGCUCACAUGGGUCCGAUGGGAGGACAGAUGGGCAUGAAUCCAAUGGUGAUGGGGCGUAUGAUGGGCCAAGAUCAGAAAUACUGCUGAGCGUCAUGGAGGACAUCUUGGUGUGUGGGGAAAACUCAUCACUAGGGUCGCAAGCCUUUGGAUUGAUGCCUUGGGGGCAGACGGCGGGGGAAGUUCUUCAGUGCUUGUCAAACUCAACAAACACCAGGAUACACACACACACACACACACACACAUUCAAAUACCUUUGCAAUACCCCGCUGAAUGCAGUUUGAUAUUUGUGUCCGAGCAGGUGGUCAUGUAGACACUCUCCACUUGUCGGGCGGUGUCAGUGGGCUUGAGGUGCCCGCGGCAUGGAUGUCGAGAUGGCCUGUUUUAAGCGUAGCUCCGAAGUCUCCUUUGUCGAAUGUACCGUGAGACUUCAUUUUUCUCAUGGCCGUUCUUUCCUACGUUUUCUCGCUUCCGACGGCGGUGCCAACAUGAAAGAUGGUUGGAGAGCUGAAAUAAGCCAGCGGAUCGUGACACUCGGAUGAAUGUCGGUAAAGAAGCAGCACAUUGUUUCAUCCUCCGAGGCUCGACGGGCUAGCGUUAAACUGAAUUUUACUUGUUGGCUGAUUGCACUUUAAGGAGAGGCCAGCAUCAACAGGAUUGUGGCAAUAUAGAGGCCUUUACUCAAAUUUGAACACAUCGUGGAAGAUAUUUUCGGUUUUGUUGAACGUUUGGUCGAAGCGGGAUUUUUUUUUUGGUGUGGUAUCAGAAAUGGGCUUGAGGAUCUCGUUCUGAAGUGGGAACCAUUAGAGAGGUAGCAAGCACAGAUUUUACAACAACGCUCUUGUAGUCAGUGAACCAAUUUAUUAUAAGAGAAGAAAUUAAGGGUGGGGCGGGGGAAGAGCAUUUUAAAAACACAACUGGCGUAUAUUUAUACAGAUUCAAGAGGAGGUCCUUUUAUCAAUCCAUAGGAAAUUUUUAAAAUCUGAAAGUUGAAGAUAUUUUGCUUACUUAAAAUGUCAGUGUUUAAACAUACAGAAAUUGACAAGUGGCCAAGUGUGACGGUGAUGUGUAUAUAAAUUCACACUGUAAAAUCACUAGAUUUCUAGCAAUAAUCUUUCCUCCUGGUUCUCGUCUGUGUUGAAGCAUCAGUUCCUCAGAGUGGCGGUACUGCAGUAUUAGACACAAUGUCUUGUUGGAUUUCCUUUAUUGUUGAUAGUCAUUGUAAAUAGACUUCAAAUGUACUAUAAAGUAUAGAAUUAUAUAUAUGCUUUUGUAGGUCACAUACUUUUUUGCACAGAUUGCAAGGCUUCAUAUUUGUCUUAUUCCAUCAUAGGUCAGCUUUUAUUUUAAAGACUUGAACACUUGGUUGGAAAGAGAAAUCCUCUAAUAGUUUUGAAAGCAGUACGUGUGUAAUUUCUUUCAUACCGUACUUGCAUCUUCUUAAAAAGCACUUUUUGUUGUAAUUUUCAAAUCAGUCUUUUCAAUUUUUUAGGGCAUCAGAUUUGUUCGAGAGGUGCUAAAAAAAAAAAAAAAAAGUUAAAAGAAAUAUUUGGAAGGCUUUAUCUACAAUAUUUUCUGAAAGAUUUGUUUUAGGCCAAUGCACUUCAUCAAUGGGUGGGAGUAUUUUCUUUGAAUUGAACAUCAUUUUUCGAUGUAACUCUCACAUGAGAUUAAGGCUGUCAUUUGAAUUUCACCAGUGGGCUCUUUGCACAUAGUGGCACGACGCCAUAGCCGUUAACGACAAUGCGGUUUGGCAAACUACCAACAAGCCAUGUAAUCGUUAGACUCAAAGUAAACAACAGAGUAGGAGUCAUGAAAAGAUGAGCUCAACGAUUGAACUGCCACUGAUGAAACUUUUAGAAUCAAUCAUCGGAUCGAUCGCUCCCCGGUUGACAAUGUGUUCUUUUUCUUUUAUGGGAAAUGUCUAACAAUGAAAAGCACACCCCUACAAAUAACCCUUCGGUUUGCCACAGUUGUAUAUUACUGUAUAUUAAAAUUAUAUUCGCUUCAAAGGGUUCAUUUCCGGCUCAGGCCUUUCUGUGUGGAGUUUGCAUGUUCUCCCCGUGCCCGCGUGGGUUUUCUCCGGGUACUCCAGUUUCCUUUCACAUUCUAAAAACCUGCGUAGCAGGUUAAUCAAACACGAAUCAAAUCUUUACCAGUGCCAAGGCAGUAUCUAGGGGUUGUUUAAAACAUGUUCAAAAAGAGAGAAGGAAUCACUGAUUUUAUAGCAAUGUUUGGAUGUCGAUGUGUGCCCUGCAAUUGACGAGUGGGUGUACCCCACCCCACUGUCCAAACAUGGCUGGAAAAGGCUUCAGCACGCCCGCAACCCCGGUGCGGAUAAACGCAUUGGAAAAUGGAUGGAUGGAUGAUUUUAUCGCACAUUUCAUACACAACUUUACUCAAUAUGCUUUCCAUGUUUUCAUUAAAAGUGCAAAAUUUAAAAGCAGACACAGCUAACCAAAAUUAAUAAAAGUGUGUCAAGUGCAAGAACAAGAUAUUUGAAAACAUGAUUUAAAAAAACUCUUUGAAAGACCUUAAUCGGAGUUAUGG
Hippocampus comes (tiger tail seahorse) is the source of this 7605-nucleotide messenger RNA. RefSeq names its product nuclear receptor coactivator 3. Gene Ontology annotation, biological process: cellular response to hormone stimulus; positive regulation of transcription by RNA polymerase II. Lineage: Eukaryota; Metazoa; Chordata; Actinopteri; Syngnathiformes; Syngnathidae. Gene Ontology annotation, cellular component: nucleus. The coding region runs from base 634 to 5145 and encodes 1503 amino acids. The transcript has 22 exons. Gene Ontology annotation, molecular function: nuclear receptor binding; protein dimerization activity. The record is from RefSeq and is a predicted model, not a curated record.